CAGAGCCAGGCAAUCUGCCGGUGCAUGACUCCAGCUCAUAAACUCACAUCAGAACUGUGGAAGUCGGGGGUUGAUUCAGGCACAUACACAAAACCAUAAUCUUAGCCAUGUCGUAUCCUCAGGGCUACUUGUACCAGCCGUCAGCUUCUUUAGCUCUUUACUCGUGUCCAGCGUACAGCACGAGCGUAAUAUCGGGACCCAGGACGGAUGAACUUGGGAGAUCUUCCUCGGGAUCUGCGUUCAGUCCGUACGCCGGAUCGACAGCGUUCACAGCUCCUUCCCCAGGCUAUAACAGUCACCUCCAGUACGGCACAGAUCCGACCGCUGCGUUCACUUCCUACGUGGGCUCUCCCUAUGAUCACUCGACGGGAAUGGCUGGAUCUAUAGGAUAUCACCCGUACGCUGCUCCUUUAGGCUCUUAUCCCUAUGGUGACCCAGCCUACCGAAAAAAUGCCACCAGAGAUGCCACUGCCACUCUGAAAGCCUGGCUCAGCGAGCACAGGAAGAACCCUUACCCCACCAAAGGCGAGAAGAUCAUGUUGGCCAUCAUCACCAAGAUGACUCUGACUCAAGUCUCCACUUGGUUCGCGAACGCCAGGAGGAGGCUGAAGAAGGAGAACAAGAUGACCUGGACCCCGAGAAACAGGAGCGAAGACGAGGAGGAAGAAGAGAACAUCGACCUGGAGAAAAACGACGACGACGAGCCACCAAAAUCUUUAGAGAAGGGCAACUCGUCGGAAUCAGAGUCAGGGAAUCAGAAAACGAAGAUAGCAGAAAUCGCCUGUGAAAGAUUUGAGGAACAAGAUCCCAGCAAAGAAAGUGGGCAGAUCCUUUGCGAUUCGGAGUUAAAAGACGGAGAGGAAAGAGGAACCAUUCACUCGCCCAAAGCCACUACUUCUUCCCUGGUUGUGCCUCCUGGAGCUGAGCUCUUACACGAUAGCAACGACUCCGAGCUGGAAAAUGCACAUACAAACCGAACUCACACUCUUCCGAGUAACACCGCGAACUGCAAUGUGACUUCAGUCAUCCAUUCCCCCCCGGCUACAAGCUCCAAGCCCAAACUCUGGUCUCUGGCGGAAAUCGCUACCUCGGACAAGUCCAAGGAACAGAGCGAGCCAUUGCAGAGUGCGUGCCCGGGUCAGGGCUGCGCCGUGUCGGCCAGCGCCUCGUCUCCAUCCCGUUCCCCUUGUCCUUACCCGAACAGCGCCGUGCUGGGUCGGCCUCUCUACUACACCUCGCCCUUCUACACGGGCUACACGAACUAUGGUAGCUUCGGGCACCUUCACAGCCACCAUGGAGGUAGCAGCACAACACACUUCAGUUCCAAUGGAUUAAGCCAGACUGUCUUAAGUAGAGCAGAGGCUCUAGCAAAACUCUGUCCGGAAGCUAAAACAAAGAGCCCGGCACAAAUAGAUCAUUGCAAGGACACGUCGUCUUAUGAUUUGAAGAAAGGUAUGUCCAAUAUUUAAUACUGGUUCUUCGCCGAAUUUCUGGACACUAUUUAUUAUUUGGCCAUGGCAAAGUAUUUUCCGUGAAGAUGGUAUAAAGUGACA
Hemiscyllium ocellatum (epaulette shark) is the source of this 1553-nucleotide messenger RNA. It is a transcript of the gene irx5a, whose product is annotated as iroquois homeobox 5a. The transcript has 3 exons. The record is from RefSeq and is a predicted model, not a curated record. Gene Ontology annotation, cellular component: nucleus. Bases 108 to 1469 code for a protein of 453 amino acids. Gene Ontology annotation, molecular function: RNA polymerase II cis-regulatory region sequence-specific DNA binding; DNA-binding transcription factor activity, RNA polymerase II-specific. Lineage: Eukaryota; Metazoa; Chordata; Chondrichthyes; Orectolobiformes; Hemiscylliidae. Gene Ontology annotation, biological process: cell development; regulation of transcription by RNA polymerase II; neuron differentiation.